Panonychus citri (citrus red mite) is the source of this 4277-nucleotide messenger RNA. RefSeq lists its product as uncharacterized. The record is from RefSeq and is a predicted model, not a curated record. Lineage: Eukaryota; Metazoa; Arthropoda; Arachnida; Trombidiformes; Tetranychidae.
CCACUUCCAUUGAUUCCCUGUGAGUUUUAUCUUCUCACUCCCUGGUUUCUCUUUAUACCAGUUUGUAUUUUUCUCUUUUCUUCUCUCAUCUUCCAUCUCUCUCUCUCUCUCACACUCUCUCUCACCCUUAUUAUCAUCCUCAUCCUCAUCAGAUGAAUACAUAUUAUUACAAUUAGUUAAAUACAUUUAUCUUCAUCUUGCCUCAGUUUAAAAUCUUAUGUGUUCGUGUCACUCAUCUUAAACCUUUUUCUUGUCUUCAUUUAAUUGUCAUUGAUUACCUUUGAUUAUAUUCUGUUAAUUUGACUUUGAUGGUGAGACUUGAUUUACAGUUAAUUGUUACCCGAUCACUUGGAUCAUGUCGAUUAUCAGUAAUCUAAAUUGUCCUUCUUUCCUGGUCUCAUCUGUUUUCAUGGUUCCCUUGAUUGUUCAAUUGUUGAUUAUCAGCCAAUCUUGUUAUUUAAUUGAUUGCCUCUCAUUGACUGAAUUACACUCAACGUUGCCUUCCAAUCAAAACAAUAAUCGAUUCAAAUCAAGAUUAUCACAAGAGAAAUCAAUUCGUGAUGUUAUCCGUAAUUUAAAUCAUCUUCAUCAUCAGAAAUUAGCAAAUAAUAGAGAUUCAAUUAUUAAUAGUAACAAUUAUCAUCCACAGUCAAUAAUUGGUAAUAAUUAUGAUUUAAUUGUUGAUGAUUUUGAUAAUCAUCUAAAUCAACAGUAUCUUCCUGGUCUUCCAGUUACUAAUGAUGAUUAUGAUGAUAUUAAUUCACCAGCAAAUAUACCCAAUUAUCUAAUUGUUAAAUCGCCAACAAUUAACGGAAUCAACAAAAGACAAGAUGAAGUUGUUAUGGAUAUCCCAUUAGAGUAUACAUCUGAUAUUCCGUAUGAAUUUUAUCCUGAGUUGUGGCCUUCUAAUCAACAAAGAUCACCUUCACUCAAGGGUAAGGUUGACGAAAGUGAUGAUUUAAGUUCAUCGGAUGUACUUUUCCAAGUAUUAGCGACCAAAAUUGCUAAACUCUUGAAAUCAGAAUCAAAUGAACAUAAUCCUCAACGAAAACGCGUUUUGGUUAAGCGAAAUCAUCGAAGUGGUUUAUCAGGUAGUCCAAGUGCUGGAGGUAAUCAUCGAGCUCGAUCUUCGAGAGUAGCACCACAUUUGUCAGGUAAACCGCAUCUUCGAACAAACAACAAACCAAUAACCGAUUCGAAACACCGAUUGUCGUCAUCAUCGUCACCGAACCAUGGGCUUAGUGAAGAUUCAAAAUUAAUUUCGAGAAAAUUUGGAGAUAGUAAGAAGGUUAAAUUCAACAGGAUUCCGUUAAAAUCAACGCUCGUUGGUCAUCAACCGGUCAAAGGUGAUUUCGCUAAAUUAGUGAAUGGUAAAGCGGUUCAUGUAGCACCAAUGAUGAUCCAUUCAAAAGUAAUUAACUCAACUAUUCUAAAUCAUAAAGAAUCGGACAAAAUUAAGAAGAAACAACCAUUCAUUUCGAAAAAUUUCCGUAAAACUGAGGCCACUACACAUCGGAGUCCAACUCUUAACCGAAAAGAGAAACGAGACUCUAACCCUUUAGGUCUCCAAUCAAAGAGUAUGAAAGAGUUUUUCAAUGAGAUCGAUUUACCGAAAAGACCUAAAAGCUUAGCUAAAAGAUCAAUUUCUUCCCGAUCUCCGGGUGAUUCCAUUGAUUUUGGAUUGAGACAAGAUGAUGAUUCGAUUGAUGGUUACAUUAGUAACGUUAAUGACUCGGAUGAUGAUGAUGAUGAUGAUUCUCUUGAUGGGAAUAAUGGUGGACGAGGAGAGGCUGAUAUUGAAUCAGAAAUUAAUGAAGGUGAAUUUAGAUCAUCAUCACCAAUGGUACUUCAAUCAAAUCCAUGGUUAGUUGAUGAAGCAACUCGAACAUUAAUGAGAUCGUUGACAGUUAAACGACGGAAAAGAGGAAACAUCAACAAUCAAGAUGAUCAAUUGACAUUAAUUGGUUACGAUGAUGAUGAAGAGAUGAGAACCUCUCCCACCACAACCACCACCUCAAUAGGAGAUAAAGAUGAGGAUGUUCAUUCAAAUAGUAAAAAUAGUAAUUAUGACCAAUUGAAGAUAAAUGAGAUCGAUGAAUCGACAACUAGUUCAUCAGGUAAACCACAAUUAACGGAGAUCAUUGAAUUUGAAGAUAUCGAUGAGAUUCCAAGAAUCGUCAAGAAAGAUGGUGUCACCUUGACCGAAGGUCACCCGGAUAUUGAUCAAGACGAAAACGACAAAAUUAACAAUGAGAAAAGAUCAAACCAAGAAUUAAUAAGCAAUGGAUCACAAUUAAAAUCGACCAUAGUAGUUAAAAGUCUUGUAGAUGGAUUAGAUUCUGAUGGAGACAAUGAAACACUUUUGGAAGAGGAUUUUUCUGAAGGAUUAAUUUCCAUUGGUGAUCUUGAUGAUUUAGACAAAUUGAACAAAAAUAAUUCACAAUUAAACAGUAAAAACAAUGAUGAUGAUGAUAUGAAUGAUAAAAAUAACAGUAAACCAACUGAUCCAAUUGGAUCAACUUCACCACCAACAUGGUUGACCAUUGUUGAUGUAGAUCAGAUCAAUGGAGCUGAUGAUCAAAUUGUCAAUGGUUCUAUUGAUUCUGAUGAUCAAUUGUUGAUGGAAACAAUUAGCAAAGGUCUUUAUGUUAACAAUAAACGUAAACGCAGUAUAACGGGUGAUCCCUAUUUCGGUAAAGUUGGUGGUCAGGAACCAUCGUCAUUAUCGUUACCGGUGUCAUCGUUGGUCGCUCAAGAAGCGGAAAAAUUUAUUGAUGUAGAUGAUAAACUGGAGCGAAUUGAGGAAACCUUAAUUUUGGAAGCUUUAGAUUUGAUUAAGGGAAAUCUUAAUGGUCAAACUGGUCAAUUAGUGUCCGAUGAUGAUAACUUUAAACGUCGAAUUGAGUCCCGAUUAAAUGCCGCUUAUGAUUUGGAGGAUAUGAGAUUAGCUCUAACUGAUUUACAUAAGAUAAUGCAGAAAAUUUCAAACGAAGAUGAAAAUAAUGAUGAAACUAUUGAUCGACAAUUGGAUAAUUACAAUGAAAUUGACGAUGGACCUGAGGGUCAAGAGGUUUUCCUUGAUUCCAUUGAUAAACUUUCCAUCUCUACUAAAUUGGAUUCUGAAGAUGGUGAUGAAGAUGAUGGUCAACAGAAUCUCAAAGGUGAUACUGGAAUAAGAAACAAAGAAAUUGGUCAUCUGAAAAUCUUCCCAUCAAAUUUAACUCCAAUUAAUCAUCGUCAUCCAACAACAAUUAACAAAAAUCAUCAUUUAAAUCAAAUUAAAAUGGAUGAAUGUCCAGCAGUUCGAGCACUGACCACUGAUUGUUCAACCGUUAAAGAUGUUGUCCCUUUUGGUUCAUUGGAAAAGAUUUUCGGACAAGCUUGUAAUUGGCAUGAAGUUUGUUAUUCAUGUGGUGAAUUGUUUGGACUUUUGUCAAGCGAUUGUGACAUGGGAUUCCUGGAGCAAAGUCGCCUUGCUUGUAACGAUUCGGCCUCAUGUGAGACCGCAUCUCGAUUGAUCUUAAUGCCGUUAAAAUCCCGACGCACUUUUUACAAACAAAAAGUACCUUCGAUCUGCUAUCAACAACCUUGCAUCGAAAACUUUUUACUCCAAUCAAGGCGAAAACGUUAAUUGUUUGAAUGAUCAUCGUCACAAUUUAAGCCUGAAAUCAUUUCCUUACAACUCAUUUAACUUUCCUUUGCUAAUUCCCGUUAAUUGUUCAUUAUCAUUCAACUAAUUCAGUUUCUCCAUAUCUCAUCCUAAUCAUUUAUAUUGAUGUUCAUCUACAAUUAGCUAAUUGUUUAAGAUUUUUAUUCACAUUUCGUUGAGUUAAUCCUUCAUCCAUAUUGAUAAUUAAAGUUUUAAUUGAAUUGUCAUACUGAUCUUCAUUUUAAUCAACUAAUUUGAUCGUUGAAAUGUAUAAAAAUUUAAAUUGUUUAAUGUUUAAAACAAUUAAUAUGAAAUAAUAUCUAAUUGUUAUGUAAGUUAAAGUUAUUUUGAGAUUUAAUUGUAACUCUCAACAAUUUGGAUAAAAAAUAUGUAAUCAAAUUAUUAGCAUUUAUUUAAUUGUCUUUCAUAAUAAUUAAUUAUUAUCAUCAUCAUGUUAAUCAUCAAUCAAUUGCCAUUGAAACAACAAUUUAUUUAAAUUGUUUUCUGUUCAACAAUUUAUUUAAAUGGAUCACUUUUUUUUAAUCACCAAAUCUAAUUUAAAUCCUUUCAGUUAUAAUCAUAAUUAUAAUCAACUGUCACAAUUAAAUAUUUAUAUUAUUUAUCAUUG